Molecule: messenger RNA, 1343 nt
Organism: Bactrocera tryoni
Lineage: Eukaryota; Metazoa; Arthropoda; Insecta; Diptera; Tephritidae
Product: lysosomal aspartic protease-like
Exons: 2
Coding region: 53-1198 (381 amino acids)
Biological process (GO): proteolysis; cell death
Cellular component (GO): lysosome
Molecular function (GO): aspartic-type endopeptidase activity
Source: RefSeq, a predicted model, not a curated record
CCUGCAAACAAUUGUAUAUGGCACAGCGUGCCUUUACCAGCAAAGCAACAAAAUGUUCAAAUACAUUAUAAUUAUGGCAGUCAUCUCGGCGGUGCAAUGCGCUGAUGUCGUACGCAUACCGCUACUUAGGCAUGAAAAGAGUCACAGAACGUUGGCAAGUGUACGCGCUGAAAUCGCUGGACUUCGUAGUAAAUACAAUGUGACAAAGACGCAGACGCAGAGUAUCGUCAAAGAAACACUCAUCAAUUCAGAAAAUAUGGGUUAUUAUGGCAAUAUUAGCAUCGGCACACCGCCACAAUAUUUUUUGGUGCUUUUCGAUACGGGUUCUUCGGAUUUUUGGAUACCCUCAAGUAACUGCCUAACCAAAGAUUAUGCGUGUCACGACCAUCAUCGUUAUAAUAGCAGUAAAUCGAGUACUUAUAUAUCGAAUGGCAAACGAGCUGACAUGUUGUAUGGUAGUGGUGAUAUGUCUGGUUACUUCUCCACCGAUACCGUACGCAUUGGUGGUUUAAAUAUUACAAAUCAAACUUUUGUUGAGGCGACACAAGAACCGGGCAAUACAUUUAAUCAUAAACAUUUCGAUGGCAUACUCGGCAUGGGUUAUCAGGCAUUCGCAUCGGAUCGCGUAGCACCACCAUUCUAUAACUUGUGGUCGCAACAUUUGAUUAGCAAGGACAUAUUCUCCUUCUAUUUGGCGCGCAAUGGCAGUUCGCAACAAGGUGGUGAACUUAUAUUGGGCGGUUCAGACCCCAAAUAUUACCGUGGUAAUAUUUCAUAUGUACCAGUUACUCAACAAGGCUAUUGGCAAUUCAAAGUCGACUCUAUCGCGGUUAAUGGUACCACCGUGAAGCAGAACUUUCAGGCAAUUGCCGACACCGGCACCAGUCUUAUCGCUGUUGGCGAUUAUGAAGCUUUCGUGACAUUGAAUGAGAAAAUUGGCGCUAAGCGAGUCAAUGCGGAUAACUUUUAUGUUAAUUGCUCUACAGUAGCGUCAUUACCAAAUGUUGAUAUUAGAAUUGGUGGCAAAAACUUCAGUCUCGCGCCAAGCACCUAUAUACAUCACUCGAAUGGUUUAUGCUUGUCGAGCUUCUUCUAUAUGGCAGAUUAUAUAUGGGUUUUGGGUGAUACCUUUAUUGGCAAUUUCUACACUGAAUUCGAUUUGGGCAAUAAUCGUGUGGGUUUUGCGACAGCCGCUUAAUUAUUUAGAUAAAAUUCCGUAUUAAAUUGAUGAUUUUAUUGGCUGUCCAAAAAUCUCCGUUAUACGAACGCUAUAUUUUCUAUUAAAUAUCGAACUGUAAAUAUACGAAUGCAUUUAUCGAGUAAAAUACAUAAUUUUUAUGAAA